AUGUCGACCUUCGGCCACGCCUUCAAGGUUACGACCUACGGCGAGUCUCACUGCCGCUCAGUGGGAUGCAUCAUUGAUGGCUGCCCACCCGGCAUGGAGCUCACCGAGGCCGACAUUCAGCCUCAGAUGACCCGCCGCCGCCCCGGCCAGAGCGCCAUCACCACUCCUCGCAACGAGAAGGACCGCGUCGAGAUCCAAUCUGGCACCGAGUUCGGCGUCACCCUCGGCACCCCGAUCGGUCUGCGCGUGCUCAACGAGGACCAGCGGCCCAAGGAUUAUGGCAACAAAACCAUGGACCUCUACCCUCGCCCCAGCCAUGCCGACUGGACCUACCUGGAAAAGUAUGGCGUCAAGGCCAGCAGUGGUGGUGGCCGCAGCUCUGCCCGUGAGACCAUUGGCCGUGUGGCUGCCGGAGCCAUCGCCGAGAAGUACCUCAAGCUCGCUUACGGCAUCGAAAUCGUCGCCUUCACCUCCUCAAUUGGUGCCGUGCACAUGUUCCCGCCCACUCCCGAGAUCCCUUCGCCCAGCCAGAACCCCGAGUUUCUCAAGAUGAUCGAGACCAUCGACCGCGAGACCGUCGACAAGUUCCUGCCCGUGCGGUGCCCCAGCCAGGAAGCGUCGGACAGAAUGACCGAGUACAUUGCCGACUUCAGAGACCGCAACGACAGCAUUGGAGGCACAGUCACCUGUGUCAUCAGGAACGUUCCCAGCGGCCUGGGUGAGCCCUGCUUCGACAAACUCGAGGCGUCCCUGGCGCAUGCCAUGCUCAGCAUUCCGGCCACCAAGGGCUUCGAGAUUGGCUCCGGCUUCGGAGGGUGCGAGAUCCCUGGCUCUAUCCACAACGACCCCUUCAUCAAGUCUACUGCUGUCCACGGACCCGAGACCGGUGCUGCGAGAAAUGGCAUCCCGCGCCCCAAGCUCACCACCAAGACCAACAACUCUGGUGGUAUCCAGGGAGGCAUCUCGAAUGGUGCACCCAUCUACUUCCGCGUGGGAUUCAAGCCAGCGGCUACUAUCAGUCAGGAGCAGACCACAGCGACCUACGACGGCGAAUCUGAAGGCGUGCUUGCUGCCAAGGGCCGCCACGACCCCUGCGUUGUUCCGCGCGCAAUCCCAAUUGUCGAGUCCAUGGCCGCCCUGGUCGUCAUCGAUGCUCUGCUGCAGCAGAUGGGUCGUCACGAGGCUAGGAGACAACUACCGCCUUUGAAACAGACACUUGAGCCGUCCGACAACGGGGUUUCGAUGCAGACCGAAUGA
This is a messenger RNA of Microdochium trichocladiopsis, 1257 nucleotides long. RefSeq names its product chorismate synthase/flavin reductase, NADPH-dependent. The coding region runs from base 1 to 1257 and encodes 418 amino acids. Lineage: Eukaryota; Fungi; Ascomycota; Sordariomycetes; Xylariales; Microdochiaceae. Gene Ontology annotation, cellular component: cytosol. Gene Ontology annotation, molecular function: chorismate synthase activity; FMN binding. Gene Ontology annotation, biological process: aromatic amino acid biosynthetic process; chorismate biosynthetic process. The transcript has a single exon. The record is from RefSeq and is a predicted model, not a curated record.